AGCAUACACAAUCAGAAAGUCUCACGCAUUAGAGUGAGUUCAGAUGACUUCCAGUCUCUGUCACCUCUAGACGCGCGUGUUUUGUUUAUCAACCUGUGCGUAAUUUUAAUACAGCCACUUGCAUCUCCAAUCUGGCGAUGCGGCUGUAACGACGUGCCCCUGUAGCUCCUCACGUGCCACUUCUCUGGCUCUUUUCUGUGUGCAUGUUUAAUAAUAAUCAGUUAAUGUGCAUGGUUGAAUGUCAUCGCUUUGCUUCACGGACUACAGUUUCCUGCCGCUGGAUCACGCACUGAACCUGUGGUUAGAAAUGACGCAUCGGGCACAGUAGGGACGCGUCUCGGAGAAGCAGAAAGGUUUCAGACAGAAGGGACCAGCGGAUCUGGACUACACUGGCGUCAUGUCUAACUCAACGAAGAGCAAAAAGGAAAAGGAAAUCAUUACGGAGUAUGAGGGCCAAGUGAAAGAGAUUCGGUCUCAGUUGGUGGAACAGCAGAAAUGUCUGGAGCAGCAGACGGACAUGCGGGUUCAGCUCCUCCAGGACCUGCAGGAUUUCUUCAGGAAGAAAGCCGAGAUCGAGAGCGAAUAUUCGCGCAACCUGGAGAAGCUCGCCGAACGCUUUAUGGCCAAAACCCGCAGCACCAAGGACCACCAACAGUACAAGAAGGACCAGAAUCUGCUGUCUCCAGUGAACUGCUGGUAUCUGCUGCUGAACCAGGUGAGGAGGGAGAGUAAAGACCACGCCACACUGAGCGACCUUUACCUCAACAAUGUCAUCACUCGCUUCACACACGUCAGCGAGGACAACAUGCGUCUGCUCAAGAAGAGCAAAGAGAUCAUUUUCCAGCUGCAAGAAGACCUGAUGAAGAUCCUUAACGAACUCUACACGGUGAUGAAGACCUAUCACAUGUAUCACACCGAGACUCUGAGUGCCGAGAAUAAGCUAAAAGAGGCGGAGAGGCAGGGUGAGCGACAGGGCCGAGGCGGGGAGGCCGUUUUCAGUCUGCGCACUGAAGACCGCCACCAACGGCGCAACGCGGCUCGCAAGAUCCAGAAGAUGAAGGAGAAGCGCCAAGCCAAGUACUCUGAGAACAAACUGAAGGUUAUGAAAGCACGGAACGAGUAUCUGUUGACUCUGGAGGCCACGAACGCAUCCCUGUUUAAAUAUUACAUCCACGACCUGUCGCAUCUGACUGACUGUUGUGAUCUCGGCUAUCACGCGGGCUUGAGUCGGGCUUUGCGGACCUACCUAUCCGCCGAGUACAGUCUGGAAACAUCUCGACAUGAGGGGCUGGAUAUUUUGGAGGGGGCCGUGGAAGGGCUGGACCCCGGUAAUGACCGGCAGCGCUUUAUGGAGACUCACCCGACAUCCUUCACUCCUCCUACACGCUUCUCCUUUCAGCCACACAUGGGAGACCAGGUGAGUCAAAUCACAGCACUGCCGCAGGUGCAGGCCGAACUGCUCCUCCGAUUCCAGCAGCUGCAGUCGCGCCUCUCCACACUGAAGAUCGAAAAUGAGGAGGUGAAAAAGACAUCAGAGGCCACACUCAGCACCAUCCAGGACAUGGUGAACAUGGAGGACUACGACGUUUCUGAGAGUUUUCAGCACAGUCGCUCCACUGAGUCUGUCAAAUCCAGCGUAUCAGACACUUACCUCAGCAAACCCAGCCUGGCCAAGAGACGCGCCAACCAGCAGGAAACAGAGCUCUUCUACUUCACUAAGCUGAAGGAGUAUCUAGAAGGCAGUAAUCUCAUAGCUAAACUCCAAGCCAAACAUGACAUGCUGAAGAGGAGCAUAGCUGAAGGAUACAGAGCAGACAUCAUGACAACCAGCCGUCGACGAAACUCUCACAGCAGAAACCAGGAUUCUGGAAAAGCCAUUCCUCUGAUUGUAGAAAGCUGCAUUCGCUUUAUUAAUCUAUAUGGUCUGCAACACCAGGGUAUUUUCCGGGUUUCAGGGUCACAGGUGGAGGUCAAUGACAUCAAAAACUCUUUUGAGCGAGGUAACGAUCCGCUGACUGAUGAGGAGAAUAAUCAUGACAUUAACUCAGUGGCAGGCGUCCUAAAAAUGUACUUCCGCAACCUGGACAAUCCAAUUUUCCCAAAGGAGAAGUUCAACGAUCUGAUCGCCUGCGUUCGAACUGAGAGUUUGUAUGAGCGUGCCCUCUCCAUCCGCAAGAUCCUCACCACAAUGCCACGGCCAACACUGGUGCUCAUGCGAUACCUGUUUGCAUUCCUCAACCAUUUGUCCCAGUACAGCGACGAGAACAUGAUGGACCCUGGAAACCUGGCCAUUUGCUUUGGGCCCACUUUAAUGCCCACUCCGGACCUCCUGGACCAGGUCUCCUGUCAGGCCCAUGUCAACGAGAUUGUCAAAACCAUCAUCAUUCACCAUGAAACCAUCUUCCCUGACACCAAAGAGCUGGAGGGACCCGUCUAUGAGAAGUGCAUGAGCAACACUGAGUACUGUGAAAGUCCGUACAGUGAACCUGGAGCGUUUGAGGAGGGGGAGCAGGAUGGAGGGACGGAAACACAGACGAGUGAGGAGGAGGGUGAGCCUGUGGAGGCGAUUGCCAAGUUUGACUAUGUGGGCCGUUCGGGACGGGAGCUCACCUUUAAGAAAGGCUCCACUCUGCUGCUCUUCCAGAGGGCAUCUGAAGACUGGUGGGAGGGACGUCACAACGGCACUGAUGGGCUUAUACCUCACCAAUACGUCACGCUGCAGGAGGAUGAGGCCAUGUCAGACACUCUGAGCCAGAAAACAGACAGUGAGGCCAGCACUACUCCUUCAGAUGAAGUGAGCUCCAGACGCUCUCUGACGUCUCCUACUGAACCCAGAAUACCUGAGACCUUCAUCAGCCGACACCGGAAGCGGACUGAAGCCCUCCUACGUCGCGUCCCGGGACGUCUGAGCGAUAAUCACUGCCAUGGAAAUGGACUGGAACGCAGUUCUCCUCCAGUAACGGUGACUGUAACGGGUCAUUUCAGUCCGCGGGAGCUGCUGCGGGGGAACAGCUGUGCGCUGGACAGUCCUGAGCACCACAGACGCACAGGACUCAAUGGUUCCUCCAAUGGGAACAUCACCUCCAGCAUCAGCCGACACGAGUCCCUGCGCAGAGAGCGAGAGAGUCCACCAAUACGCCAAUCUCCUUCCGCUCUGCACUGCGGGAUACCCAUUCAACGCUCUCAGACGCUCAACCCGCACACCAUGGCACAGGACAUCGAGGAGACCAUGAGCCUGGCCCUGAACGAGCUGCGUGAGCUGGAAAGGCAGAAUGGCAAAACCGCAGCUCCUGACCUGGUGCUGGACACCCUGGAGCAGGUGAAAAGCAGCCCAUCCUGCCCGUCUGGCUCCACACCAUCCAGCCUGUCCAGUCCGUCCGACUCCCCAAGCCCCCUAAGCCCCAUCAGCCCGCUUCCUCCUCUCCCCCCACUUCCCGGCCCUUCGUCCCGCCGCACAAAUGAUCUAGUGGCCACCUUCAAACCCAUCGCCUCGCCCCGUAUGGGUGUAACCCUCCGCCCACCAGCUUUACGCCCCAAACCGCCUAUUCUCCCCAAGGCCAACCCUCCGCCUUCCCAGCAGCCCCAAAAUCCAGACAAAUCCGGCACUAUGUAAAAAAACCAAUGGGUCCAACUGAGGGAAACAGGGUUUAAGACUUGAAGACUUGCUUGAAGAACGCAAAACAGGGUGUUAAUCUCUUAAUAAUGACAUGAUUGUACGGCCGAUAGCUAGUUGAGCGGUCUGAUAGCGUUUAGUCUACGAUAUUAUAUCCAUAAAUGUGUUGUCAGGGUGGUGUGCGUGCGUGUGCGUGUGUGCGUAUUCUCAAAGUGAAUAGGACUUUAAUGUGUCUGUGUGUAGAUACUUUUACGAGGAACACAUUCAGAGACCGCGACAUUCAGAGAGACUGCCAGUACAGGAAGUACCAUCGUCUUUUUUUGGGAUACAAUUCGAGUCGGUGCAAUGUGCUUUGAUUUGUUAGGCCUUACUACCACGCGAGGGAUGUAGAGAAUCUUAUAAGUUGCUGCUGCUUUCUUUGAUUCGAGUUACAGGACUAAUGGUGCCUCUUGGGAAAAGGGUAUUUUCACUUGUUUGUUUGGAAAGUUGAGGGGAAUGUAAUAUUUUUAUGAUUUUUUUUGGUUUUUCCAGCCAUGCACCUAGCCUUUCCUAUGAGGAAUGAAGAACACAGAAUGUAUUUCAUGAAUGUUACACUUUUUUUCCCUGUCGUCACUCGAAAAACACCACGCUGAGCCUUGAUCACCAGAUAAACCUCCCCCUUUACCGUGGAAACCAAACCCUGAAGCCUGAUUGGACGACGUGGGAGGGAUGGAACUAUUCUAAGAGCAAACGUGAACUAAGCUUUGAGACAUCGUGGUGAAAACACAAGAGAUUCAUAAAUGGGGAGGGAUAUGACAAAGGUUUGUGGAAAACAUGCAAGGCCACGCCCCUCCCUCAGGUCGUUCCAGUACAAUUUCCACUGCUGCUUCACUGAUGGACAAUAAUGGUGUUUGAUUCUUUAUUAUUUUAUUUUUUUUAAUGUCCCCUGUGCUUCCAGUGUAUGUGUGUUUGUAUGAAAUUGUCAACGGCAGACUCUUUGGAGCACACUAACCAAACAUGGCUCUCUUGUGUGUGAGUGUGUGUAUGUGGGGGGUUUUGCAUGAUGAAGUGCGGUUAAAGUAGUGCAGAGCACUAGCUGAUGGAUAAUUCAUGCUUGUACAAGACAACUUAAGUGUUUGAGUGAGCGCAAGAGAGUUAGAAAGAGUGCUCUGCACUUGUAGACAAGAUAGUAUGUGUGUGUAUGAGUGUGUGUGUGUGUAAAUAUGCAUGAAGGUGAGUUGUUUUAUGACCAAACUGCCUUGGUUCACUUUUUUUUUAUACACUAACAAUUUUUUUUGGACUGCUGCUCUUCUUUUUUUCUACCUGUAUUUUUUUACCUACUGUAUAGGAAGCUUCAUUUCUUACUGGUGCUCUUUCAUAUGACUACAUCUGCUUAUUGUAUCUGAUGCCCACCUUUUGUCCCUUUUUACAUAUAUAGGUAAUCACAACCCCACACACACACUAACACACACACAUACUGCGUUCACAUGAAAGUGCCUUUCAGGAUGCAUGUUGAAUGCAGGAGCCUGGUCUGCCAAGGGUGUGUGCUCCAGUCGCUCUCUGAAGAGUCGUUCCCCAAAUUAAAUAAUAUUAUUAAUGAUAAUAAUAAUAACCCUAGAGCUCUUUCCAGAUAUUUAACAACCCGAACGAAUAUUAAAUAUGUACAUUUAAUCCAUUGUGAUGUCGCACUUUCAUGUAUAGGACUGUAUUGGCAUGUAGCAUUAAAUCAUGUUCCAGUGCAUUUUAAAAUGUGUCGAAAACUGAAUGUCUUUGAAAUAAAGGAAAGUUGAUA
Molecule: messenger RNA, 5384 nt
Organism: Danio aesculapii
Lineage: Eukaryota; Metazoa; Chordata; Actinopteri; Cypriniformes; Danionidae
Gene: srgap1b
Product: SLIT-ROBO Rho GTPase activating protein 1b
Exons: 22
Coding region: 398-3613 (1071 amino acids)
Biological process (GO): negative regulation of cell migration; signal transduction
Cellular component (GO): cytoplasm
Molecular function (GO): protein binding
Source: RefSeq, a predicted model, not a curated record